AUGCUUUCUGGCAGCAGUAAAUCAAGCUCUCGGACAGUACAUCUUCAAGCCCCUGGACUGUAUCCCGCUGUUGCAAGUGCACCAGUUGCAUUUGUUGAAGACUUGAUGUUAAUCGAGCACGGUACAUUCUCGCUUCAGCAAGGCGCUACUAAAAUAACAAUUGCAGCGCACUUAAUUCUUUCGUAUUAA
Messenger RNA from Plasmopara halstedii, 189 nucleotides. RefSeq lists its product as uncharacterized. The transcript is spliced from 2 exons. The coding region runs from base 1 to 189 and encodes 62 amino acids. Lineage: Eukaryota; Oomycota; Peronosporomycetes; Peronosporales; Peronosporaceae. The record is from RefSeq and is a predicted model, not a curated record.